Heteronotia binoei (common prickly gecko) is the source of this 1999-nucleotide messenger RNA. RefSeq names its product zinc finger protein 883-like. The record is from RefSeq and is a predicted model, not a curated record. Bases 11 to 1672 code for a protein of 553 amino acids. Gene Ontology annotation, biological process: regulation of transcription by RNA polymerase II. NCBI's taxonomy places the organism in Eukaryota, Metazoa, Chordata, Lepidosauria, Squamata, Gekkonidae. The transcript is spliced from 2 exons. Gene Ontology annotation, molecular function: DNA-binding transcription factor activity, RNA polymerase II-specific; RNA polymerase II cis-regulatory region sequence-specific DNA binding.
GAAAAAGGCCAUGACAGAGUUCCAAGAGGAGGACUUUCUUCAGGAAGGCCAUGAAGCAAGAGAAAGGCUUGAGGCUUCUCCAGGAAUACUGCCCAAGGAUAUGUUCUUCAAAAGUACAGCUGAUGAAACCAGAGAUGUGUGGGACACAGCCAGUGAAAACGAAAUGUGUCAGGUGUUGGAGGAAAGUGAUACGACUCUACAAGUGGAAGAAGACUUUGAGAAUCAUGAUGUCCCCAAAAAACAGGUGGGAAACCAGCUCAGUAAAGGAAAUAGUAAAUCAAUUGCUUAUCUCAAUGGUAACUUCCAUGGAGAAAUACAGGAAGGAAACAGAAGGAUUGAAUGCUCUACUUGUGGAAAAACCUUUGCCAGUAUAGCAAACCUUAAAGCACACAGGAAUACCCACACAGGGGAGAAACCAUAUGAUUGUCUGCAGUGCGGAAAGAGAUUCAGUCAAAGUUCAUCUCUUCAGGUGCAUCAAAGAAUCCACACAGGAGAGAAACAAUAUAAAUGUUUUGAAUGUGGAAAGAAAUUUGCAUAUAGUACAUACCUCAUUAUGCAUCAAAGAAUCCACACAGGAGAGAAACCAUAUAAAUGCCUGGAAUGUGGAAAGAGGUUUUGUAGAAAAUCCAGCCUUAAUGCACAUCAAGGAACGCACACCGAUGAGAAACCCUAUGCAUGUCUGGAGUGUGGAACGAGGUUUAUUGCAAGAUCAUGUCUUGUUAGACAUCAAAAAAUCCAUGCAAGGGAGCAACCAUAUCUUUUCCACAAGCCUGGAAAUAGCUUCAACCAUAGUCCACAGCAAAGAAACCGCAGAGGUGAAAAACUGUACAAAUGUUUAGAAUGCGGAAAGAGCUUUGUGCAAAGUUCAAGUCUCAUUAGACAUCAAAUGGUCCACACAGGUGAGAAACCAUACACCUGUUUGGAGUGUGGAAAGAGCUUUAAGCAGAGUGAAUAUCUCAUAAAGCAUCAAAGAAACCACAGAGGUGAAAAGCCAUAUAAAUGUUUGGAAUGUGGAAAGAGCUUCAUUGCAAGCACCAACCUCACCAUGCAUCAAAAUAUCCACACAGGCGACAAACCAUAUACAUGUCUGGAAUGUGGAAAGAGCUUUAGGCAUACGUCAGGCCUUGCUAUGCAUCGAAGAAUACACACGGGAGAGAAAUUGCAUGAGUGUUUGGAAUGUGGAAAGAAGUUAACGACAAAUGCGAACUUCUUGAAACAUCAACUACUCCAUCAAGGCGAAAAACCAUAUAAAUGCCUGGAUUGUGGGAGGAGCUUUAGUCUGAGUGAAAGGCUUAUAAACCAUCAAAAAAUCCACAAGGAAGCAAAACCUUUUCAAUGCCUGGAUUGUGGGAAAAGUUUCAGCCACAGCGUAACUCUUAAGAGACAUAAAAAUACAGAGACGGGGCAGUGCAAAAAGGGCUUCAGUGAGACACAAAGAAGACGAAGAACUCAGAGCAAGAAGAAACCAUAUAAGUGCCUGGAGUGUAAAAGCUGUUUUAAUAACCACUCAAAUCUUCUUAGACAUCAACUAAUCCAUACAGGAGAGAAGCCCUUUAAAUGCCAGGAAUGUGGAUAUGGCUUCAGCCAGCACUCAAACCUUAUGAGACAUCUGCUAAUUCACACCAGGGAAAAAGAACAGAUAUGCUCUGUCUUGGGAAUGGGUCACACUUAGUUGAACACUAUUAAGCCCUACCAAUUUGUUUUUGUUUCGUUUUAUAGCAUUGAAAAUCACUCUUUGUCGUCGUGCGGCUCAUAACUAUGCGUCUUUAACUGACAUACUGAGCUAAUCUUUAGUACAUGUUAGAGGCUGGGUUUGUUUUUUUUUUAAGGGAUAAACAGAAUGGUGACAUAGACGUAAUUAAUGAGAUAGCUCUGAAAACACUGUUGGAAAACAUAGUUUUUCUUUGUAGAAUUCUGCAGUAUAUAUAUAUUUGCUAAUGUAUAACCUUGAAACACUGUCUUUUCCCCAUUUAAAUAAAAUAUCUACUUGAGAAGAAAA